AGAAGAAGUAGCAGCCCGUGGCCAGCUCCGGCAGCUGUAAUCAUGUCCAAACAAAAACAGAAACGUGCCAAACGUCUCGGAUUUCUUGGAAAGUUUAAGGGGAAAGAUGGACAGAAAGCUGACGCGUCGGGACGGGUCAGAAACACGGAACCAGACUCCAGAAAAGCAGAGGACGUCAGGCAGAGCAGGCUUCAAGAUCUUCAGGAAAAGCAGAAGUUGUCCAGAGAACGUGAGAUGAUGAAGAGGAGAAAUUUGCAGAGCUUUCAGAAUGACAUCCUACAGCGACAGCAACAGUUUGAGCAAAGGGAGGCAGAGAUGCUCAGUCUGGAAAAGAACGUUAACUUUGAAAAUGAGAAUUCAAGAAAGGCAUAUUACAGAGAAUUUAAAAAGGUGGUGGAGGCUUCAGAUGUGAUUUUGGAGGUUUUGGAUGCACGUGACCCUCUGGGCUGCAGAUGUCCUCAGGUGGAGCAGGCGGUCAUCCAGAGUGGCACCAACAAGAAGAUAGUCUUAGUCCUUAAUAAGAUUGAUUUGGUUUCAAAGGAAAUUGUGGAAAAGUGGAUCAAGUAUCUCCGAAGUGAGUUUCCUACUGUGGCUUUCAAAGCCUCUACUCAGCAACAGACAAAGAACCUGAAACGCAGUAGCGUGCCAGUGACACAAGCCACCAAAGAGCUUCUGGUCACCAGUGCGUGCCUGGGAGCAGACUGCCUCAUGAAGCUGCUGGGGAACUACUGCCGUAACCUGGACAUCAAGACGGCCAUCACUGUAGGAGUUGUAGGAUUCCCUAAUGUGGGAAAGAGUAGUCUGAUCAACAGUCUGAAACGUGCACGUGCAUGCAGUGUUGGAGCAACUCCCGGUGUCACAAAGUGUCUUCAAGAGGUGCAUUUGGACAAACACAUUAAGCUCCUGGAUUGUCCUGGAAUAGUCAUGGCAACAUCCACGUCCGACGCAGCAAUGAUUCUUCGUAACUGUGUGAAAAUCGAGCAGCUUGUGGAUCCACUUCCACCCGUCGAGGCGAUCCUGCGGCGCUGCAACAAGGCAGAGAUCAUGGAGCAUUACGGCGUUGCAGAAUUUCAUACGCCUCUGGAGUUCUUGGCGCUGCUGGCCAAGCGGCAAGGCAAGCUCAGGAAGGGAGGCCUGCCUGACACCGACAAGGCAGCCAAGAGCGUGUUGAUGGACUGGACAGGCGGAAGGAUCAGCUACUUCACACACCCUCCAGAGACGCACACACUCCCAACACACGUCAGCGCUGAAAUUGUUACACAGAUGUCUAAAGCCUUUGACUGGGAUGAGCUGGAAAAAGGAAAUCGAGAGGUUCUUGCAGAAUCCUCUUGUCCUGACGUCCAGAUGGGAUUCUGCAUGGAAGCUGCUGGAAUGACACAAGGAGGUCCGGGUGAGCCCCACGGUGACCUAGAAAUGGAAGGUGGGUCAGCGGGAGAGCCAUCAGCUAAAGAUGAGACUGAAGUUAUGGACGAUGAUCAAGACCCAGAGUUUGGACCGAUGACAGUGGAAAUAAAACCCCAGAAGACGACUAACUUGCCUCCAAAUGAAGCUGCUCCCAGGGUUCCAGAUUUCAGAGAUAUUGUGAAGGUAGAUCCUUUAAAUCAAGGCCAGGCCCUCCUCGCUGCCAACAAGAAGAGGAAAAAGCAACAGAAAAGAGCUGACAAACUUGCCACUAAACUGUCAGACACACUCACGUCUGCGAUGGACUUCUCAUUUGCAGAUUGAUGAUUAAAAUGAAUGUUGAAAGACAA
This is a messenger RNA of Cololabis saira (Pacific saury), 1751 nucleotides long. RefSeq names its product G protein nucleolar 3 like (gene gnl3l). Gene Ontology annotation, molecular function: GTP binding. The transcript has 15 exons. The record is from RefSeq and is a predicted model, not a curated record. Gene Ontology annotation, cellular component: nucleolus. Bases 43 to 1725 code for a protein of 560 amino acids. Lineage: Eukaryota; Metazoa; Chordata; Actinopteri; Beloniformes; Belonidae.